Molecule: messenger RNA, 675 nt
Organism: Akanthomyces muscarius
Lineage: Eukaryota; Fungi; Ascomycota; Sordariomycetes; Hypocreales; Cordycipitaceae
Exons: 3
Coding region: 1-675 (224 amino acids)
Biological process (GO): mitochondrial respirasome assembly
Cellular component (GO): mitochondrion
Source: RefSeq, a predicted model, not a curated record
AUGGCGCAACUACCUCCAUCGAGCGGGGGCGGCAUGCCCUCGUCCUUUGACGAUGACAACGAGCUUCGCAACGAAAAGGCACUGCACAAGGUCUUUCGCAAGAUCAAGGAAGAGCCGCUUGUGCCGCUAGGCAUCGGUCUUACCGUCUUCGCCUUCAUCAACGCAUACCGCGCCCUGCGCCGCGGCGACUCGAAGCAGGCCAACAAGAUGUUCCGCGCGCGCGUCGCCGCCCAGGGCUUCACCAUCAUCGCCAUGGUCGCCGGCAGCAUGUACUACAACCAGGACCGCGUCAAGAGCAAGGAGCUGCGCAAGGUCAAGGAGGAGACGGACGCCGAGGAGAAGCGCCAAAAGUGGAUUCGCGAGCUCGAGGCCCGCGACGAGGAGGACAAGGCCAUGCGCGCCAUGCUCGAGAAGAGGGCGCUCGAUCAGGUUGGCGCGGCCGCUACCGAAGCCGACCCGAAUGCGCAGAACGGCACCGGCGGCAUCCUCGGCCGCAUGGGGCUCUGGGGCCCCGCGGAGACAAAGACAGCUGAGGAGCAGGCCGCUGCCGCCGCCGCUGCCGCUGAUGUUGAGGCAUCAAGCGAGAAGAGGAGGGAGAACCCCAGAAGCUCAUUGGGUGCGCUGGGAGAAGUAUACGGCUCGAAGAAGAAGGACGAUGGCGAGUCAAAGAAGUAA